Molecule: messenger RNA, 1847 nt
Organism: Onychomys torridus (southern grasshopper mouse)
Lineage: Eukaryota; Metazoa; Chordata; Mammalia; Rodentia; Cricetidae
Gene: Prrg2
Product: proline rich and Gla domain 2
Exons: 7
Coding region: 730-1362 (210 amino acids)
Cellular component (GO): extracellular region
Molecular function (GO): calcium ion binding
Source: RefSeq, a predicted model, not a curated record
AACAGCUUAGCCUGCAAUAGGCAGAGUGGGGCAGUUACUUUCUUCAAGUCUGAGUUUAAGAACUAACUCCUUCGCCCAGAGAUUCUGAUACUCAUUUUCCAAAAUAUAUACUUAUUUUUUCCUGAUACAUCUUAAAAGACGAUUAAGUGAGAACUCUUUUUUCCUCAUUUUAUAGAAAGCAAUAGUCAAAAGAUCACGAGGCCAAGCUGGUCGAGUCAGUCACCCUCCGGAAAUAGAUAUAAUGUGGUACCGCCCAAUUAUUCUAGGAACCAAAGCAUUCCGUUCCCACCAGUUUGUAGAUCUCCAGAGACCCAAGAUUUAUUUUCCUGGCUCUGCCAAGCAAUUGUCUGUAGGGAGAGACCCGACUGGGAAAGGAGAGAGGGCAAGGCUCUAAUAAAGCCCCCUAGAUACCCCCAUUAGAGUAAGAAAGCCUUGCUUCUGUGUCCCUUGCUUCUGCGUCCCUGAGCCCUUGGUCCUAAGGUUCCUUUAAGUACUUUGUCCCUUACCUGAGUCCCUCCCAGAGCAGGUAAUCAGUAGCCCCGCCCCCUGCCAGAAGCCAGGACCGGGCCUAGUUACCGAAGUGAAGCACCCCUCCUCCUCCCUCUCCCCUCCCCUCUCCCCUACCCCUUUUCAAGGCUGGCUAUAGCUGACCCAGGGAGUCUUCAUUAAAGAAGAGAGGCUCCCAGGUCUAGGCAGAGUCCAGGUAGGGAGUCUUGCCUCAGAACUCUGAUGAGGCAUCUGUCAUUUGGGAAUCCACACAAUAUGAGGGGCCAUCCUUCCCUGCUCUUAGUCUAUAUGGGAUUGGCCACCUGCCUGGACACCUUACCUCAUGGAGAGCAAAACCAAGUUCUUGACAUCUUCCUGGAUCCCCCGGAGGCCCAGAGUUUCCUAGUUGGCCACAGGCGGAUUCCUCGAGCUAACCACUGGGACCUGGAGCUGCUAACCCCCGGGAACCUGGAAAGAGAGUGCCAGGAGGAGAGGUGCUCAUGGGAGGAGGCCCGGGAAUACUUUGAGGACAACACACUGACGGAACGCUUCUGGGAAAGCUAUACCUACAAUGGCAGGGGAGGGCGUGGACGAGUAGAUGUUGCAGGCUUGACGGUGGGACUGACCUCUGGGAUCCUGCUCAUCGUGUUGGCUGGCUUGGGAGCCUUUUGGUAUCUGCACUACAGACGGCGGCGCCGACUCAGAGUCCCGGAGUCCUGUCAGCAAGAGACCGGGCUCAUCAGCCCCCUGAGUCCCCCGACGCCCUUGUCUCCACCCUUACCCCCAGGCCUUCCUACCUAUGAGCAGGCGCUAGCAGCCUCUGGGGUGCACGACGCCCCUCCGCCCCCUUACUCCAGCCUCAGAAGGCCUCACUGAAGACUCGCUCCCGAGCGCGGGCUCCCCGAACGGUGCCCCUGAUUCACAGCAGAUUCCGGAAGUCGCUGGGCCUCUUUGACUCCCUGGCUUCAAUGUGUGCGUGGGAGUCAGGGUCGUCGGACCCGACGUCUAUCAUGACACACGUGUUUCCGCCGCGCACGGAUACACGCAUGUCCCUAACCAUCAUGUUGCCGAGUCCGCGCUCCUGCUCCUCGUACCCGCCCCUCCUGAGCACCGGCCCUGAAACUCGGACAAGACGUGACUUGACUGUCGCCCCACCGGUGUCGCGGGGAGCGUACACGCAGAGAACCAGGCCCGUGCACACGCCCCGUCUUCGUGUAUUUCCCCACAUGGGCGGUUCGUAAUCCAGCAUAAAGGUGGAGGGCGCAUUUGCUAUGUGCUGGAAAAGGUGUCACGCUUGUGUUGCAUCCGGGGAAAUGGAGUUGAGCUGAACUGCUGCUACCUACCUAAAAACCCUUUGGAAA